GGCGGCUUCCGUUAUAAGCACGUACUUUUUGUCGACCGUUUUCAUUAAAAUGUAAAAAACUGUCGAAAGAAUAAUUUUUUCGGCAGGUUUUAGGUGUUUAAAAUGACAUAGCGAUAUCGAAACUGUAAGGCAUUUGCGGAGAGGAUAGCUGGAUGUAUUAAUACGCGUUACCGAGAAAGAGAAAAACGCUCGCGGCAAAAUGUCAAAGAGACCUGUGGAUAGUGGGGAUUCGGGUUCCCAACCACCUAUUAAAAAAGUUCAAUUCGAACCGAUUUUAAUCGGGCCUAUUUCAACCCUCGAAGAAAUGGACAUGAAAGUUUUACAGUUUCAAAAUAAAAAAUUGGCCCAGAGACUAGAGCAGCGUCAUAGAGUAGAGGCCGAAUUAAGGCAACGAAUUGAACAGUUAGAAAAACGACAAAUGCAAGAUGAUGCAGUGCUUAAUGUUGUUAAUCGUUAUUGGAAUCAAUUGAAUGAAGAUAUACGUGUAUUACUUCAGAGAUUUGAUGCUGAAACAGCUGAUGAAUCUGAAAAUAAAAAUGAAAGUGAAGCUACAACAUCAUUUCUCAUGCAGCUUUCUUCAUGGGACAAAGAAGAGUUAGAUGAUAAAUUAGCAAAUCGUGUUCAAGUGUCCAAACGUGCAGUUUCAAAAGUAGUACAAGCAUUUGACCGUCUUUCUCAAAGAAAUGAAAAGAUUACUCUUGCACUUAAAGGAGAAUUUGAUGGAGAUGAAGCACCCAAUAUUGAUGAAGUUGUGCGUAGAGCAAAUUCUGAGAUACAAAUGGAAAAUAGGAACCUUCAAGCAAUAAAUAUACAACUUCAUGAAAAAUACCACACUAUUUCAUUAAAGAUGUCAGAACUGCAAGAUACCAUAACAGGGAAAGAUACACUUGCCGCAGAGCUUCGUAACCAGGUGGAUGAUCUUCAGUACGAGCUGAAUAAAGUGAGAGCGCGUAAUGAUAAAUUAGAACAUCACCUUGGAGAAGCAAUUGAGAAACUAAAAGCGUUUCAACAAAUACAUGGUACAGAUGAAAAAGGAAGUAAUAAACCCAAUACUUUAGUUGCUUCAAGUGUGUCACAGACAAAGCUCGAAGAUUUACAAAGAGAAUUGGAAGAAACCAGAGAGUUAGCUAAUAACAGGUUACAAGAACUGGAUAAACUACAUCAACAGCAUCGAGAUGCAUUGAAAGAAGUAGAAAAAUUAAAAAUGGAUAUACGACAACUUCCAGAAUCGGUAAUUGUUGAGACGACUGAAUACAAAUGUUUACAAUCGCAAUUUUCUGUAUUAUACAAUGAAUCAAUGCAAUUGAAAACACAAUUAGAUGAUGCUCGUCAGCAACUGCAAUCCAGUAAAAACGCUCAUUUACGGCAUAUUGAAAUGAUGGAGAGCGAAGAAUUGAUGGCACAAAAAAAACUACGUGGAGAAUGCAUACAAUUGGAAGAUGUUUUGGCUCAAUUACGAAAAGAAUAUGAAAUGUUAAGAAUUGAAUUUGAACAAAAUUUAGCUGCAAACGAGCAAACAGGACCGAUAAAUCGAGAAAUGAGACAUUUGAUCACAUCUUUGCAAAAUCACAAUCAACAGCUUAAAGGCGAGGUUCAUCGUUAUAAACGGAAGUACAAAGAAGCUUCAUCCGAAAUACCGAAACUAAAGAAAGAAAUUGAGGAACUAACGACGAAGUUGGGCCAACAAACAUCCCAGGAGAACAAAGAAGGGAAUAAUUCAGAUGGCAGUGGAAAAGAGGAAGAUGCAUCAAAUUCUCUUCCAGGUUCUACACAGAUAAAGGAAGAGAGCGGAGUUUCAAUAAAAAGAGAAUCUGGAGAAGAAGAAGUAGAAACUAUCGAAGUUGGAGAAGGAGAAGGAAACAAAGGUACUCCAGAUUCUUUGACAUUAACGUCUCCAACUUUAAAGAAAGAAAAAGAUAUUAAACGUGAAAAAGAUAUAAAGAAGGAAACUGUCAAAACCGAACAUCGCGAUCCUGCUCAUCGUGCCAAAGACACGAAAGUAGCGGAAUCAGAACUUGUUAGAGAUCUGAAAGCGCAACUAAAAAAGGCUGUGAAUGAAAUGAAAGAAAUGAAAUUAUUAUUAGACAUGUACAAAGGUGUUGGAAAAGAACAAAGAGAUAAAGUGCAAUUAAUGGCAGCUGAACGGAAAACGAGAGCAGAAUUAGAUGAAUUACGCCAACAGAUAAAGAAAAUUCAGGAAAGUAAGAGAGAAGAGCGUAAAAAGUUGGCAGAUGAAGAUGCACAAAUAAAGAUUAAGAAACUAGAAGAACAAGCAUACACUCUUCAGCGUCAAGUUGCUUCUCAAAAGCAGGAGGAGGAGGCUCUUUUGAACGAAAUGGAGGUAACUGGGCAAGCUUUUGAAGACAUGCAAGAACAGAAUUCUAGGCUAAUUCAACAAUUACGUGAAAAAGAUGAUGCAAAUUUUAAACUUAUGACAGAAAGAAUUAAAAGUAAUCAAUUACACAAAUUAGCUAGAGAGGAGAAAGAUGUUUUAAAAGAACAAGUUUCUACAUUAACAACUCAAGUCGAAGCUGCUAAUGUCGUCGUUCGUAAAUUAGAAGAGAAGGAGCGCCUUUUACAAAAUUCCCUUGCUACUGUUGAAAAAGAAUUGGCUUUGAGGCAACAGGCAAUGGAAAUGCAUAAAAGAAAAGCUAUCGAAAGUGCCCAGUCUGCAGCUGAUUUAAAACUUCAUCUUGAAAAAUAUCAUUCUCAAAUGAAAGAAGCACAACAAGUUGUAGCUGAAAAAACUAGUUCUUUGGAAGCAGAAGCAUAUAAAACAAAAAGAUUACAGGAAGAAAUAGCUCAAUUGAGACGUAAAGUUGAAAGAAUGAAGAAAAUAGAACUUGCUGAAACAUUGGAUGAAGUAAUGGCUGAGGAGCUUCGAGAAUAUAAGGAAACACUUACUUGUCCUUCCUGUAAAGUUAAACGUAAAGAUGCGGUUCUAACAAAAUGUUUUCACGUAUUUUGUUGGGAUUGUUUACGUACACGAUAUGAGACUAGGCAACGAAAAUGUCCAAAAUGUAAUUGCGCUUUUGGAGCUAAUGAUUAUCAUCGUUUAUAUUUAUCUACAUGAAGAAGGAAAGCUUAAAUUAUUAAAAUUCAUGUGUCUCUCAGCUGACAUUGUGUAAAUCCUUCUUUCUCUUACAAUGUGCAUCUUUUCUUAUAUUUUCUAUUUAUUGUUGUGAUCAUUGGUAAAUGAAAAAUACAGUUGCACAUGUCUUGUAAAGAAAGGAGGCUGAAAAAGCAAAUUUUGUAAAAAAAUUUUGACUAUUUCUUCGAAUGUGAUAUAAAAAAUAGUACUGCAUUUUUAAUCUAUUUUGUGAUGAUUUCACUGAAUAAGAUAUUAUUUUCAUAAAUUUUAUGUAAGAUCAAAUCUUACAAAAUGUGUUUUGGUUUUUUUGUUUUUCUUUCUUUUGGCAGUAACACAAUGGAUAAGAUAUUGUAACACUAAAAUGUAUGAUAAUUUUAGAUAUAAAAUUUGGCGCUUGUAUGAAAUUUAUUCAUAAAGUUAGAAAAUUUGAAUUGAAGAGUAGAUUCAAUUUUAUGAAUGGUUCAAAAUAGCAGGUAUAUUGUAAUAUAUUAUAAAUAGACAUUUAAAGUAUCGUAAUUUCAUAAAGAAAUAAAAACAUUUGUUUGACAAUUAUUAUUUUAUAAAAAGUCCUUUAUUUAAAAUACUAAAGGACAUUUAGCUUUGUAAGAAUCACUUGAUAUUAUCCUUUUCUCGAGAAAUUGAAAUAUUAGAGAACUAGAGACAUAAUUUAUUAUGAUAAAAAUAUAUGUAAAAAGUAGAAAAAAUGCUUAAUUUAGAAAUCUCUACUUAUUCAAUUGAAAUGUUCUUUUAGAUUUUGCCUAGUAUAAUAUUAUCUUUCUACUUUUGUUAAUAAAUAUCUCAGUUCUAUGAAGCGAAGAAAUAUGAAAAUAUUCAUAUUAUAUAUUACAUAUUACUAUAUACAUAAAUGUCGAUUUGACGAAAAAGCAAGAUUAAAUGCAUUACAAAUGAUGUAAAAAUAGAAUAAUAAUCGUCGUUCAAUGAUGUAAUUUACAAUAUUUUGUAACAAAAACCAAAAGAUAUAUAUCAAUAGCUUAAAGCAUAAAUAGAAGAGAAAAUAGCUUUUAAAUCAAAUUUUUAAUGAUUUAUAAUAAUUGAUUGUAUCAUGUUUUUAAAAGAAAUUAACAAAUGUAUCAAGUUAUAUACCUAGUAAAGGAUGUUUCCUGAUUUACAUAGAA
Bombus pascuorum is the source of this 4227-nucleotide messenger RNA. It is a transcript of the gene Bre1, whose product is annotated as E3 ubiquitin-protein ligase Bre1. Gene Ontology annotation, molecular function: metal ion binding; ubiquitin protein ligase activity. Gene Ontology annotation, cellular component: nucleus; HULC complex. The transcript is spliced from 16 exons. The coding region runs from base 200 to 3073 and encodes 957 amino acids. NCBI's taxonomy places the organism in Eukaryota, Metazoa, Arthropoda, Insecta, Hymenoptera, Apidae. The record is from RefSeq and is a predicted model, not a curated record.